UUCCUCUCGGCCUCUCUGUUUCGUUGGCCUUUUCUACCGUCUGUGUUAUUUUCACCGCAAAGAUAAGGCUUUGGUGAGUGGCGAAUCAAUGCGUGAAGGAUAAUGGGGUGCAUCUCUAGGGUAAUUGGGUCUCGAGUGAGGAGUUCAGAGAUGAGAAUACGUGCGGUGAUGAAGAAGAAGACUCCGCCGGAAGGAGUGAGUGGUGGAGAGGAUGAGGGUCGAGGGAGUCCUGGCGGGUUUUUGGCACUUGUCUGUGUUGUCCAUUUUCUGUCAUUAAAUUCCUUAUGGCAGGACUAGAGUUUCGCUUUAAAUUUGGUGGAAUUAAUCAGGUCACAUGGUGCCUAACAUCCUCAAACCAGUGAAAGGUCUGAUAUAUUAACUUUCUGUUUUGGGAUAUAUGGAUUUGGACUAAAUUUAACAGGCCAAAAUCUAUCAAAUCCAAGUAUCCAACUAAUGGCACAUAUGAUGGAAGGUAUGGAUAGGGAUUAUUUAUUUUGAGGCCUAAUUGUUACCCAAAAAACUAUAGCUGUGCUGUAAUUUGUGUUAACUUAUGAAUAUUAAAUCGAUACGGCACUGCCAAUACAAUGUUGCCUAACUUUUCAAUCUGAUUAUGACAAUUUUCAAUAUCAUUGAAUAAAUAUCCGCAUUAAAUUUAAUCUCUUGUUUCUAACCCUAGCCGCACUCACCUUCCUCGUGUUUCUCUUUUGAUCCCUUUUUCCCUUUCUUCUCUGCCUCCGCCGCCACCGUCUUUUCCCUCUUGUGGCGCUCUCCGUUCCUUUUCUCUUUCCUUGUCCCCGCAUGGUAAGUCUUUUUUUGAGUUUUUUCCCUAGUAGUAAUAUAUCAUUGGAGUCCUUGACAAUUGCACUUCUCAUUUCUAAUAAUUUUUAUACCAUCUCUUUCAUUGUAUAUCUGACAGUUUCUUUUGCGUUUAUUUUGCAGCAUCAAAUGGAUGGCGAAUUCAAUCAGCUACCAGACUCUUCAAGCUCUAACCACGUGGUGAUAACAGGCCUUGGAAGGGGAGCAGACCAUGGUGUGAGCACUGCAAAAAGGAUGGACAAUUUUUGUGAAACUUGCUGGAAAAUUCAUGGCACGAUUGGAAACCCAAACCCUGUAUUGAACAAGGCCAUGCUAAUAUGGCUGCAACCUCUGAAGCAUCACCCAAUGAAGUCAGUCCUUUCUAAAAAAUUCAACUUGAGGCACUGCAAAAGCUUUUUGGGCAGAUAUCUGUUGCACAACAAUCAAUUCCACCUUCAACUGUAACUCUUUUAGUAUGAUGAGUCAUCAAGGCACCACCUCUCACACAUUUGCUACAAAUUCCAAUAACACAGGUCUUUGGAUUGUGGAUUCUGAAGCAUUCGACCAUAUGUCAGGCAGCAAGUGUCGGAAGUGGUUACUAAUGAGCCCAUGGUUGAGACAAAUCCAAAGAAGGAUGUUAAUUUGUUCUUCCAAUUGAUUGUUAAAGGAGCACUUGGGCAAAACAGUUCAGAGUACAAUAAAUAUAUUCAGCUCCUUGAAGAUUACCGGGAGAACAGAAUUGAUAUCGUUCAAUAUGUACUAAAGGGAAAGCAACUCCUAUAUGACUACCCAGAUCUUUUUGCUGGAUUUAAUAUCCUUACAGGUGUUGGAGAUUAUGCAUUGAAUCCUUCAAGAAAGUGCUCCGUUCCAAAGGAACUACUUUCUAGAGCAAUUGUCUUGUUUGACCUACUGAAGAGUUUGCAGGAUAGGCGAUACGCUACCCUUCUAAUGGUAUAUGAGGAAUAUCAGAAAGGGAGAAUAUGCCGUGAGGAGAUGCUGGGAGAGGCGAAGUAUCUUUUCCUGUCACAUUAUGGGGUAGCAGAGUUGGCUGAGGAAUUGUAAAUGCAAAGCAGGAAAAGAGAGAGAUUUGCAGAAAUGAAGAAGGGGAUGAUUCUCUGUGUGUUUGUAUGUGUGUGUGUUUUUUUUUUUUUAUAAUAAAUCUCUUGUAAUCUCUUUUUCCUGUGGCUUUGUUGAAGAGAACUUUUUAGUUAUUUGCCUAAGUUGAAAAACAUGUACCCUGUAACUCAAAUUACUCUGAGGUUAUUUGCCAAUAGGCUUUUGGUAUUUGAAUUUGGAGCAGGCUUCAUUGA
Molecule: messenger RNA, 2105 nt
Organism: Ipomoea triloba (trilobed morning glory)
Lineage: Eukaryota; Viridiplantae; Streptophyta; Magnoliopsida; Solanales; Convolvulaceae
Exons: 7
Coding region: 1405-1857 (150 amino acids)
Biological process (GO): regulation of DNA-templated transcription
Source: RefSeq, a predicted model, not a curated record